AUGAGCCAGAUCCGCAGCAACAGCAGCAACAGCAGCAACAGCAGCAGCAGCAGCAGCAGCAGCAACAGGUCGACGCAACAGCAGCAGCAGCACACCUGCAGCAGCAGCAAUAGCCCCACACAUCCUCCCCCCAGCACCACCACCACCAUCAUCAUCAUCAGAACCACCAUCAACAGCAGCAGCAGCACCAGCAACAGCAGCAGCAGCAGCAACAACAACAACAACAAUAACAACAGCAGCAGCAGCAGCAGCAGCAGCAGCAGCAUGCACGAGCAGCGUCAUAGUUCGUUGUAUGGGCCUUCUUCUUCUCCUUUGCCCCCCCCUCGUCCUUCUUUAUUAAUAAAUAAAAAUAAAGAGAGGCAGCUGUCUAUACAGCAGCAGCAGCAGAUAGUAGUACCUCUUCCUUGUGAGCCACCAUUGGAUAUGAAUUGCCAAGAAAUUCCUUCUGCUUGGAGAGUUGCUGAUCCAGACUUGCCUCCUCAUCUGCUGCCGCAGCAAGAGACGCAGCAGCAGCAGCAGCAACAGCAGCAGCAGCAGCAGCCGCUGAAGCAGCAGCAGCAGCAGGAGGAUGAGGAGGAUACACAGUCUGCUGCUGCUGGGGUGUGGGACUAUGUGGCAUUACACCUCGGAGAUGUAUCUAAGCUACGUUGCUGCGGGGUAGUGACGGGCAUAGAUCGUUCUUUGCGUAUAUAUGGGGAAGGAAGAGCCUUCGAGGGUGCAGCACAGAUAUUCUCUGCUGCUGGUCCUUGGCUGCACCUAUUCCUGCAGCAGCAACAGCAGCAUCUGCAGCAGCAGCAACAGCAGCAGCAUAGACUCAUGCAACAGAAACAACUACAAGGAUGCACUACUGCUGCUGCUGCUGUUGAUGCAUUCCUUGCUGUUGCACAAAAAAUGCAUGCAGAGCUGCUGACCCCACAACUGCAGCAACAGUGGCCACUCUCCCCCCCUGCAGCAGAAGCAGCAGCAGCAACAGCAGAAGCAGCAAUAGGGCCAGCAGCAGCAGCGCGAAGAGCAGCAGCAGCACUGAAUGGUGCAUGCAGGGACUGCGGUCCAUGGACAGCAGAAGCGGCACUAUCAGAAGCAGACGCAGCAGCAGCUGCUGCAGCAGUAGAAGCAGCAGAACCAGGAACAGCAGCAGCAGCAGCAACAGCAGCAUUAGCAGCAGCAGGAGAUAGGGUCCCUCUUCCCCCUCAUUUGCUGCUGCAGCGCGGCUCUCUUGUAUUAACACCAGGGUUUGCUGCUCCUCCUCUCUUCCUGCUGCACUGUGUUGAGCCUAACGCUGUGCUGCCGCGGCAGCAGCUGCUGCAGCAGCUGCUGCAGCUAAUAGAUUGUGAUGUAAAUGAAACAAAGAUGCGGAAGCAGCAGCAGCAGCAGCAGCAAGAGGAGCGGCAGCAAAAAGCCCCUUAUCUGCAUGCAUUAGAGGUUUGUUAUACUCGUGCCUUUGAUGCUGCUGCUGCCUUGGGGCUGCAAACCCUCGCUGUGCCGCUGCUGGGUACUGCAGCAGGAGGAUAUCCUCUGCAUGCAGCUGCAUAUUGUGCUGCUGCUGCAGCACACCGCUGGCAGCUGCAGCAGCUUCAGCAACAGCAGCAGCACAAGCAGCAGCAGCAGCAGCAGCAGCAGCAGCAGCAGAGGCUUAAAAUUGUUUUUUGUACCCCUGAGAGGGAUGAGUGGCGAGCCCUCAAUAUUAACAUAAGGAGGCGCAUGCAGCUAUUUACUGCAGCGGCUUAG
Messenger RNA from Eimeria maxima, 1728 nucleotides. RefSeq lists its product as hypothetical. Bases 1 to 1728 code for a protein of 575 amino acids. NCBI's taxonomy places the organism in Eukaryota, Apicomplexa, Conoidasida, Eucoccidiorida, Eimeriidae. The transcript has 5 exons. The record is from RefSeq and is a predicted model, not a curated record.